AUGGUAAUGCAAACUGGUUACGCUAUACUUGUAUGGCUUUGCGCUGGCUACUCUGGAAAUGAACACGCUCAUUGUUUACCAAGACGAAUUCACAAAUCGGGGGAUGUAGUUAUUGGGGGAAUGUUCCCCUUUCACACAGAAUUAGAACGUAUCGAUGAUAGCCUCCUGUUUGGCCCACUCAGGGAUGAUUGUCUACAUUUUAACGAGGAGGGAUACCGACUCGCAGAGGCGAUGAUGUUUGCUAUCGAUGAGGUGAACAGAAAUACAACAUUUGUACCUGGAAUAUCUUUAGGGUACGAUAUCCGUGAUAGCUGCGGUUCGGUGGCGCCGUCAGCUGAAACUGCUUUAGAUUUCAUCAGUCCUUUCAUGGAAGGUGAAGACACUGUAAAAGCAGUCGUUGGCGCGUCACGAUCAUCCGUGUCUACAGCAGUCAGUACGAUUUUUGGGAAAUAUAACAUUCCUUUCGUGAGUCACGGUUCAACGAGCACACUAUUAAGUAAAUAUCUGCGUUACAAAUCGUUCUUUAGAACCAUUCCUAGUGAUAAAUCCCAGUCCCGUGCCAUGGUUGAAAUAAUCGAGCGCUACGGUUGGGAAUGGAUAGGUACAAUUGCUACAGACGAUGAUUAUGGACGACCCGGUGUUCAACAAGUCAUUGAUGAUUUCGAAGGCAAUGGUGGAUGCGUUGCGUUUAGCGAACUUUUGCCUACACAUUCAACGCCGAAGAGAGUCACAGAGAUUGUAGACUUGAUAAGAACAAAUCCAUCAGUUAAAGUAUUGGUGACCUUCAUCCAAGCGUCGGGCAUGCGGCUCAUAUUGCAGGAAGCUGCGAGGCAGAACAUCACAGAUCGUAUAUGGAUUGCCUGUGAAACGUGGUCAGAUAACCCAGACAUCAGCAAAGAUCUUCACACGAUAUCAGAUGGAUCCAUUGGUGUGGUGUUAUCCCAGGGUAAUAUACCGCACUUUGCCGACUAUUUGAAAACUGUCACGCCAUUCAACGAAAAUCAACAAAACACCUUUUUGACUGAGCUAUGGGAGCACACAUUUCAGUGUAAGAUGCCUAAUGCACGUGUCUAUGACAUUGAAGCAGCACCAUCGCCGAAUUGCACCACCAAUAUGAUGUUCGAGGAGACGAGAGCUUUUAAACAAUCCCACUACAGAAUCACCUACAAUGUUUACUUAGCAGUGCGUGCCAUUGCUCAGGCGCUCCACAAUAUUGCAACGUGCGAACCCCAAAGUGGAUUGUUGCAAGAUGGCGGAUGUCCAAACAUUACCUUGCUAGAACCAUGGCAACUACUGAGAUACAUCAGAGAAGUUAAUUUCACAGGUACAGACGGCGUCCAUUACAAUUUUGACGACAAUGAGCAAGGGCAGGGUAGAUAUGAAAUAAAUAACUGGCAGAUAACACCCGACGAAUCGAUCCGACUCGUUCCAAUUGGUAUAUUCGAUGGCGGUGCCAGCGACGGUCAAAAGUUACAACUUGAUGAUGAGCUCAUUAAAUGGAACAGUGGAGACAUUAAGGCCCCUGAAUCGGUGUGCUCACACCCGUGUCCACUGGGAACUAGAAAAGCUAUACUUGAUGGCCAACCACACUGCUGCUUUGAGUGCGUACCAUGUGCCGAUGGCGAAAUAGCUAAUGCAACAGGGAAGCAAACUCAAAGACAUAGAAGACAACGGCAUAUCCAAUACAAGAAUUUUAGUAAAGACAUGUCAGACUUAAAAUCGAACGAAGAACGGCAAUGUUCACUAGAGGGAGAACGACAUACGACAGUGAGCGUGGUUACAAAGCCAGAUAAGAGAAUGAAAACCAUUGAAGGUGAUUGCGAUGGUCCGACACCGAGCGAAUCAAGCACUAUUGCUUCUCCUACGCAAACCGUUUCUGAAUAUGAUGGAGAAAUUAACGUAGUUUUCGAAAUAUAA
Molecule: messenger RNA, 1917 nt
Organism: Saccoglossus kowalevskii
Lineage: Eukaryota; Metazoa; Hemichordata; Enteropneusta; Harrimaniidae
Product: extracellular calcium-sensing receptor-like
Biological process (GO): G protein-coupled receptor signaling pathway
Cellular component (GO): plasma membrane
Molecular function (GO): G protein-coupled receptor activity
Source: RefSeq, a predicted model, not a curated record